Messenger RNA from Ficedula albicollis (Collared flycatcher), 5301 nucleotides. It is a transcript of the gene ASAP1, whose product is annotated as ArfGAP with SH3 domain, ankyrin repeat and PH domain 1. Lineage: Eukaryota; Metazoa; Chordata; Aves; Passeriformes; Muscicapidae. Gene Ontology annotation, cellular component: cytoplasm. The transcript has 30 exons. Gene Ontology annotation, biological process: positive regulation of GTPase activity. The record is from RefSeq and is a predicted model, not a curated record. Gene Ontology annotation, molecular function: protein binding; GTPase activator activity. Bases 212 to 3604 code for a protein of 1130 amino acids.
GAUUUCCUUUUUAUUAUUACUCUUUUAUUUCACUUUAUUUUAUCAUUUUGUGGCAAGAAAACCUGAAGAAACAUGCUCUUUUUUCAGCUGCCCACGGGAGAAUAUGUUUUAGUCUGAGAUGGAAUAAUGGCCUUAGUCUUGAGGACCAAAUCUGGAAUGGGAAUUCAGACUGCACACGUCCUGGUAGGUUUCUGGUUGUGACAGAUGAGACAUGAGAUCUUCAGCAUCCAGGCUUUCAAGUUUUUCUUCAAGAGAUUCACUAUGGAAUCGGAUCAUGCCGGACCAGAUCACCGUGUCGGAGUUCAUCGCCGAGACCACAGAGGAUUACAACUCCCCGACCACCUCCAGCUUCACCACCCGCUUGCAGAACUGCAGGAACACGGUCACGCUGCUGGAAGAGGCAUUGGAUCAAGACAGAACUGCACUACAGAAGGUGAAAAAAUCUGUGAAAGCAAUAUAUAGUUCGGGGCAAGAUCACGUUCAAAAUGAAGAAAACUAUGCACAAGUUCUAGAUAAAUUUGGAAGUAAUUUUUUAAGUCGGGAUAAUCCAGAUCUUGGCACAGCUUUUGUAAAAUUUUCCACACUUACUAAAGAAUUAUCAACACUCUUGAAGAACUUGCUCCAGGGUUUAAGCCACAAUGUUAUUUUCACUUUGGAUUCUCUCUUGAAAGGAGACUUAAAAGGUGUUAAAGGGGACCUCAAAAAGCCUUUUGACAAAGCCUGGAAAGAUUAUGAAACCAAAUUUACAAAGAUUGAAAAGGAGAAAAGAGAACAUGCAAAACAGCAUGGGAUGAUAAGAACUGAGAUAACAGGAGCUGAGAUAGCAGAGGAAAUGGAGAAGGAGAGGCGGCUGUUUCAGCUACAGAUGUGUGAAUAUCUUAUUAAGGUUAAUGAAAUCAAGACAAAAAAGGGUGUGGACCUUCUGCAGAACCUUAUUAAAUAUUACCAUGCACAAUGCAAUUUCUUCCAAGAUGGCUUGAAAACAGCUGAUAAACUUAAACAAUAUAUUGAAAAGUUGGCUGCUGACUUAUAUAAUAUAAAGCAGACACAAGAUGAAGAAAAGAAACAACUUACAGCUCUUCGAGAUUUGAUAAAAUCUUCUCUGCAGCUUGAUCAGAAGGAGGAUUCACAGAGCAGGCAAGGAGGGUACAGUAUGCAUCAGCUUCAGGGGAAUAAGGAAUAUGGCAGUGAGAAGAAAGGUUAUCUUUUAAAGAAGAGUGAUGGGUUAAGGAAAGUAUGGCAAAGAAGAAAGUGCACUGUUAAAAAUGGAAUUCUUACCAUCUCACAUGCAACGUCCAACAGGCAACCAGCUAAACUGAAUUUAUUGACCUGCCAGGUGAAGCCAAAUGCUGAAGAUAAGAAGUCCUUUGAUCUAAUAUCACAUAACAGAACAUACCACUUUCAAGCAGAAGAUGAACAGGAAUACGUAGCAUGGAUAUCAGUAUUGACUAACAGCAAAGAAGAAGCAUUAAAUAUGGCAUUCCGUGGAGAGCAGAGCACAGGUGAAAACAGUUUAGAGGAUCUGACAAAAGCCAUUAUUGAUGACAUACAGAGAUUACCCGGAAAUGAAGUCUGUUGUGAUUGUGGCUCACCAGAUCCAACAUGGCUAUCAACUAAUUUGGGCAUUUUAACCUGCAUUGAGUGUUCUGGAAUACACAGGGAAAUGGGUGUCCAUAUUUCUCGAAUCCAGUCUUUGGAAUUAGACAAAUUAGGAACGUCUGAACUCUUGCUGGCCAAGAAUGUAGGAAAUACUAGUUUUAAUGAUAUUAUGGAAGGGAAUUUACCUAGUCCUUCACCUAAACCCAGUCCAUCAAGUGAUAUGACUGCACGUAAAGAAUUUAUCACUGCUAAAUAUGUAGAUCAUAAGUUCUCUAGGAAGACUUGUGCAUCUGCAGCAGCUAAACUGAGUGAAUUACUUGAGGCUGUCAAAUCCAGGGAUUUACUUGCACUAAUUCAAGUCUAUGCAGAGGGGGUAGAGCUAAUGGAGCCACUGCUGGAGCCUGGACAGGAGCCAGGUGAAACAGCACUUCAUUUAGCAGUCCGGACUGCUGACCAAACCUCUCUCCAUCUGGUUGACUUCCUUGUACAAAACUGUGGAAACCUGGACAAACAAACAGCGUUGGGUAAUACAGUUCUACACUACUGCAGUAUCUAUAAUAAGCCAGAGUGUUUGAAAUUGCUUUUGAGGGGGAAGCCAACUAUUGAUGUAGUAAACCAAGCUGGAGAGACAGCUCUGGACACAGCAAAAAGAGUGAAAGCUGUCCAGUGCGAGGAACUGCUUUCUCAAGCCAAGGCAGGAAAGUUAAACCCACACGUGCAUGUGGAGUACGAAUGGAAUCUUCGGCAGGAGGAAAUUGAUGAAAGUGACGAUGACUUGGACGAUAAGCCUAGUCCUAUAAAAAAGGAAAGAUCUCCAAGGCCCCAAAGCUUUUGUCACUCCUCAAGCAUUUCUCCCCAAGACAAACUGACUCACCCUUCAUUUAGCACUCCCAGAGACAAGCAAAGACUCUCCUACGGAGCCUUUACCAACCAGAUCUUUGCUUCUGCAAGCACAGACUCACCCACCUCUCCAACGUCUGAUGCUCCUCCUCUUCCUCCUAGAAAUGCUGGCAAAGGCCCACCUUCAACCCUCCCUCUAAGCACUCAAACCUCUAGUGGCAGCUCCACUCUUUCCAAGAAGAGACCACCUCCCCCACCCCCAGGACACAAAAGAACCCUCUCUGACCCACCAAGCCCACUACCUCAUGGACCCCAGAAUAAGGGCCCAAUUCCUUGGGGUAAUGAUUUGGGCCCACCUUCAACAAAGGCUGCAAACAAGUUUGAGGGGAUGUCUCAGCAAUCAAGCACUGGGACUGCAAAGACUGCACUUGGCCCAAGAGUUCUUCCCAAACUACCUCAGAAAGUGGCACUAAGAAAAAUAGAAACCAGUCAUCAUCUUUCAAUAGAUAAACCCCAUCAGCACAUGGAAAUGUUUCAGAAGCCCUCACUGUCCAUCGAUAUACCACAGAAACCACAGCCUGGAGACCUGCCCCCAAAGCCUCUGCCUCUGGAAUUAACUCAGAAACCUCAAGUGGGAGAUUUACCCCCAAAGCCUGGAGAACUACCCCCAAAGCCUCAGCUAGGAGACUUGCCACCAAAACCACAGCUUGGAGACUUACCUCCAAAGCCACAAAUGAAGGACCUUCCUCCCAAACCUCAGCUAGGAGAGCUGUUGGCUAAAACCCAAGGUGGAGAAGCAGCAGCGAAGCCUCAGCCCUCAGAGGCAAAUCAGAAAUCUCACUCCAUAGAUCUUUCUCCAAACGUACAGUCCAGAGACACCGUCCAAAGGCAAGCAUCUGAAGAGUCUAAUGACAUAACACACACCCUGCCAGAAACCCCUGUGCCACUUCCCAGGAAAAUAAACAUGGGGAAAAACAAAGUUAGGCGAGUGAAGACCAUUUAUGACUGUCAGGCAGAUAAUGAUGAUGAACUCACAUUUGUUGAAGGAGAAGUAAUUAUUGUAACUGGUGAAGAGGACCAAGAGUGGUGGAUUGGCCACAUCGAAGGACAACCAGAGAGGAAAGGCGUCUUUCCAGUGUCCUUUGUGCACAUUCUGUCAGACUAGUCAAACAAACAAACAAAUCCUAAACUUGAGCAUUGCACAUUCUUCAUGCAAGACGGGCUUUUUAGCAAAAGCGAACGCUGCUGCCUCCCUGUAAUCCUGUGCACAAUUGUAUAUAUAGCUGCUGUUACAAAUUAAGAAUUCAUUUAAGUUUCACCUCAUGAGGUUGAAUUAUAUGUAUUGUAAAUAUACUGUGUUAUUCUGCCUUUGCCAGUAUUAUGGUAGCCUUGGAACCUGGCACGCCUUACCGGGUUUGUUGAAGCCAUCCUGGGCAUUUAGCACUUCCAUCUCUGUCCGUGCUGUCCCACGCGUGUGGACUGCCAGCUUUCCAACUUAGGUGGUCUCUAUCACCCACGUAACUGUACAGAAAUGACUGUUCCUAAUAACUUGGUAUUCUCAAUAGACAAUUAGCAGAAAGUUAGAAUGAGUGAAUGGUUUUGGACAAUUUAAAGAUCAGUCUGCAGUUCAUAAGUGUAUGCAGUUUACAGCUAUGAAACCCACUUUGAUAUUUAUUUAAUAUAGUGCUCAGUUAAGUGUAAUUAUGAAGACAAAUAUUCACUGACUUUACAGAUAACAGUAAUGUUUUACAGUGUGCAUACAGCAUUUCAUGUUUAUAUUAUGUGGACCUAUGCCAAACUGUGAUUGCAGUUCCCCUGUGAUAUUACCUCACUAUAAAAAGUUACAAAUUUCAUUCGAAAACUUACUUUAAUGAAAAUUAGUCAUAUUGUUCUUUAGUAGAUAUGUGUGAAAUUUGCUGGUUUCUUUCACUGAAUUCUUAGUAACCAAGGACUUCUAGCAAAUGUUAACUGUUGACAUUGUGCAUGCAUUUAGAUGCUUACUUGAAACCUGCCUUUGUACAAAAGUAGUACUGUAGUCAUAUAGCUACAUUUGAGGAAAAGAACAUUUUAACUUAAUUGCUAUUCAGGUUAAUGUGAGCUUGCAGCAGUAUUUGUUUAUAGCUAAAUUGGCUCUUUGAAAAAUGAUUUUGUGGAUUUUUUUCCUCUGUCUUCAACCUUGCUAAAAGUUAGUUACCUAAAAUAAAUUUUUUAAGUGGUGAUUUAAGGAUAAAUUUAAAUUAUUUUUAAUGCUCUAAAAAGUGGAAGCGAAGAUGACCUCUUAUGCAUUUGAUGAGGAUGGGAAUGAUAGAUCUCAUAUCACAAGGAUAAGGCUGGUUUUCAUGGAGUUCACCAAACUGCGACAGUAAUGGUCGUAACAAAGCACGAAGUAACAGACAUACAGUCACAAAUCUAAUUUCUAAGAAAACCUUUGGAAGGCUGCAUUUGACCUGAGGUUUCUUGAAAGUUGGUAUAAAGUUGCAUUGCCAGAAAACACUUCAAUGUAUUACUGGAAACUUUAAUUUCCUGUGUCACUUUCAACAUAAUUUUUAAUCUUUUGAAACAGUUGCGGUUGUGUUUUUCCCAUGGUUUGUCUGUAGCGGGUUCCAUGACUUUCAUAUGUAGUUUUGUAUUACUUGCUUUAAAUGUUAUUUUGGCUUCAGUACCUAGUGCUGCUAUUUCAAAGCAGAUUGUCUUGGCUGCAUGGAAAGAUUUUCAUUUCAUAAAAGCAUAUCUCAGACUUUCUGAGGGCUUUCAUUUCUAAUACAGUUUUACAAGACUGUAGUCAGUGAAUAUUUAAUUCUGUUUGUGGUUAAUUUAGAAAUAAAUAUCUGUCUAAAUCCCACAUAAAAAAAAAAAGCAAAA